AUGGUUCCAGAGGCUGCAGAUGUCCCAGUCUCAUGGUUCCAGUGGCUGCAGAUGUCCCAGUCUCAUGGUUCCAGUGGCUGCAGAUGUCCCAGUCUCAUGGUUCCAGUGUCGGUGAAGCCCACACACAGACUCAUCAUCCCAGUGCGGGGCUUCGUACCGAGCAGAGGAGCCCGGAGGAGUCCCCCGUCUCACGCUGAGACGGGAAACGGAGACAGAGAGGAACACAACAGCGGCUCAGGGGAUUUGCUCAAGUUGGAGUUUCAGACGACGGCUGACGGCUCCAGACAAGUGCACGACUUUCAAGUGCUGGGAUCGACGCCCCUUCAGUCGGGCGACGAUAUCUAA
Molecule: messenger RNA, 345 nt
Organism: Knipowitschia caucasica
Lineage: Eukaryota; Metazoa; Chordata; Actinopteri; Gobiiformes; Gobiidae
Source: the annotation of a GenBank genome assembly